CUAGAGGUGCGCUCAAUAAAGAAAAUGAAAUAGCAGCACUUCCUUGUAGGUCCUUCCAACUUGUUUUCGCUGUAUAUAUAUAUAUAUAUAUAUAUUAUUCACAUUGAACCUUCCUUCCCUCUUUCUUCGCUUAUUCCAUUAUUCUCACGGUCAAAAAUCAUUCAUCAUCAUCAUCGAGUACAAUUAUUUGAAUUGUUGUUGGAAUUCGCUGCGCAAUGCGGAGUUUUGUAUCGACAUCGAAGGUAAUUAGGCGUUUAGUUACGCAUCGGAAUGUGUGCAAACAGAGAGUUGGGAUUGAAAACCAUGUUCAAGUUCGAUGCUUGAGUGGUAUUGUUGGUGUUCCUUCAGUUUCACCUGGUUGUGAUGUUGGUAGCAAGGUGAUUAAGCCGCUUUCAUCGUCGUCGGCAUUGGGAGAAGUUUGUAGAAUUGGGAAUUCGAUUCAAAGUAGAGGAUUUUUGGGAUGUGGUGAUGGAGAAGAGGGGAAUAUGUUAACGAAAAUACACGAGGAGAAGUGUGUUGUGGGAUACUCUCCAGAGCAGUUAUAUGCUGUGGUUGCUGCUGUUGACUUGUAUGAAGAUUUCCUCCCCUGGUGUCAAAGAUCGGAGAUCCUAAGAAGCCAUCCAGAUGGAUCUUUUGAUGCUGAGCUGGAGAUUGGCUUCAAAUUUCUUGUUGAGAGUUAUGUGUCUCAUGUGGAACUAAACAAACCAAAAUAUAUCAAGACAACUGCUACUGAUAGUGGCCUUUUUGAACAUUUGAUUAACAUCUGGGAGUUCAACCCUGGACCAACUCCUGGAUCUUGUAACCUUCACUUUUUGGUAGAUUUUAAGUUCCAUUCUCCGUUAUAUCGACAGGUAGCAAACAUGUUCUUUAAGGAGGUGGUCUCUAAACUAGUUGGUUCCUUCCGCGAUCGGUGCCGUUUGAUAUAUGGACCAGGGGUUCCCAUUCAUGAGGAUACAUAUCAACAGAGGUUAUAAAGAUUGGUGUUAGGUUGUGACUAGUGAUUAAAUGAAAACGCGUUGGGCCAGUUCAGUUUUCCGAGUACCAGUUGGUCCAACUGCAGUCUGAUUCUUGAGUUAAUUCUUAACUUGAGAAGGAGCUGAUUCAGCCUCCCUGGUAUUCCCAAUUUCUUAAAGCUACUGGAUUUCUUUUUCUUUUGGGAAGUGGGGGUUUUCUUGGGGCAAGAAGUGUAACAAUUCAGGUUGUGCCAUUUCGUUGUUAGGUCCACAUCAUGUAGGCUUAACCAAUACCAUUUGAAUCAGCUCACAAGGUGUUUUGACAAAUAUUUAGAAGCUUCGUUACUAGAAUACAUGUUCAUUUAAAUUUAUAUAUAUUGUAGGUCUAGGAAUGCCAUUAAUCAGUGUAAUAUGCUGCCGUUAUGCGCUGUACCUCUAUUGUGGAAUUUAAUUGUUGGGCCUAGCUGUUAAAACUUACAACACUUCCAUUUCCAGUUGA
Molecule: messenger RNA, 1452 nt
Organism: Capsicum annuum
Lineage: Eukaryota; Viridiplantae; Streptophyta; Magnoliopsida; Solanales; Solanaceae
Product: coenzyme Q-binding protein COQ10 homolog, mitochondrial
Exons: 5
Coding region: 216-974 (252 amino acids)
Biological process (GO): ubiquinone biosynthetic process; cellular respiration
Molecular function (GO): ubiquinone binding
Source: RefSeq, a predicted model, not a curated record